UCUUGUUUCAUCGACGGUCACAGAGUCCCUCUUGUCCAUUCUGCACGAUGCCUCGCACUCGGAUGAGCACCCGCAGUGAGAUGUCGACAUCUGUCUCAAUUACUUCAAGCGUAUCGUCGCCUUUGUUAAGUACAGCAAAUUCCAAGCAAUCGACUCCUGCUACCUCUGUCAAUGGCGACACGGACGAUAAAUCUCAACUGAAAAGGUCAAGGAAGUCGGAUAUAGCCUCCAAAACCAUGAAAAGAGCACUAGAAAGCGAUGAAGACAUUGAAGAUAUUACUCCAACGAAUACUCAACAGGCGAGCAAGCGUAGGAGGACAGCUCCCAAGAACAAGGCAUAUGUCGAGAUUACUGUAUCUCAGGCAAAGCUUGGUGGGCUUUCUAGGACUAGCAGCGUGGUGGAGACGACUAGACCGAGUCCACCAGACGCCUCAGCCAGAGCAGAGGAUCCACCGGACUCUGAAGAAGACAGCGAAGAUGACAUCGCAUUCAUCGACGAGUCGGACGAUAGUGGGUCAGAAUACGAAGCAUCUGACCUUGAUUCUACCUCGGGAAAUGAGAGCGGCGAUGGUACUUAUGAGGGCAACAUCUCUGAUACCGCAUCUGUUGCUGGUAUCGACGAUGAAGGAAUCAUGAUGGAUGCUGCGAUCCAGCAGUCACUGGAAGACGCUCGCCUGGAACACAGUUACACGAUGGGCACGUCUAGCGCUGGUGCGGGCUCUUCCAAGUCGCGUGCCCCCGUUCAUAGUGAAGCUGCUAAGAGAGCGGCGGCUGCCGAGCGUAGAUUGGCCAAGACACAGCGACACCGGGAUGAAGAUGAUGACUAUGUCUCGCAGGAGGAUCCCUCAGAAUCCGAUUCCGAAAAUGACAUACCAUUGGCUAAAAGCAAUGGCAAAAGCAAGCAGCGAUCCGCCAGGAGCAAACCCAGAGCGAUGACGCUCAUGGAUUUGAGACGUGGCAGACAGAAUGCCAAACAGGAAAGGGAGCAGUUGUUGAGCGACGAGGCGAGGUUGCGCGCAAAGCUUGGUCGCAAGCUUACUCACGCAGAGAAGUCUACAUUAGCCCUCAAUAGGCACCAUGCCGAGUUGAGAGAUGUUUGGGGUGAUCUUGAAAGGAAGAUAGCCGUUGUAGUCCCGCAGAAGGCCGAACAGCCAGCUAAUCUGAAACUCGCACUCCUUCCGUUUCAAUCAGAGGGCUUGUAUUGGAUGAGGAACCAGGAAAAGGGCGUAUGGAGAGGAGGUAUGCUGGCUGACGAGAUGGGAAUGGGUAAGACGAUACAAAUGAUAGCGUUAUGGGUUUCCGAUGUCGGUGUCAAGCCCAAUCUGGUAGUGGCCCCUACUGUCGCUAUCAUGCAAUGGCGGAACGAAAUUGAAGCCCAUACAGAUGGUCUCAAGGUACUCAUCUGGCAUGGGCACUCCAGAGAGUCGGAUGUCAAAGCACUCAGGAGAUUCGAUGUUGUUUUAACGACGUACGCCGUGCUUGAGAGCUCCUUCCGCAAACAGGAGGCCGGGUUCAAGAGGAAGGGCAUGAUUGUCAAGGAGAAAUCACCCGUCCACCAGAUUCACUGGAAUCGCAUCAUCCUCGAUGAAGCGCAUAACAUCAAGGAGAGAUCGACCAACACUGCCAAGGCUGCGUUCGAGUUGCAGGGUAACUACAAAUGGUGCUUGUCCGGCACUCCGCUGCAGAAUCGCGUAGGUGAACUAUACAGUUUGGUUCGGUUUUUGGGCGGCGAUCCCUUCUCGUACUACUUCUGCAAGCAAUGUGACUGCAAAUCCCUUCAUUGGAGAUUUAGCGACAAGAGGAGCUGCGACGAUUGUGGCCAUAGCCCCAUGAAACAGACGUGCUUGUGGAACAACGAGAUUUUGACUCCUAUCCAGAAGCAUGGCAUGAUAGGCCCCGGAAAGAUUGCGUUCAGGAAGCUGAAGAUCCUGCUAGACAGGAUGAUGCUGCGUAGAACCAAGCUUGAACGGGCUGAUGACCUCGGGUUACCGCCUCGGACCGUAGUAGUCAGAAGGGACCACUUCAGUCCCGAAGAGAAAGAGCUCUAUUUGUCUUUGUUCUCGGAUGCGAAGCGGCAGUUCAAUACGUAUGUUGACGCUGGUACAGUUCUCAACAAUUAUUCCAAUAUCUUCAGUUUACUUACUCGUAUGCGGCAAAUGGCCUGUCAUCCCGACCUCGUUCUGCGGAGCAAGAGCAACGCGGGAACGUUCCUGCAAGACGACGUAGGCGAGGCCACUGUUUGCCGAAUUUGCAAUGAGAUUGCAGAAGAUGCGAUCCAAGCUAAAUGCAGGCACAUCUUUGAUCGCGAGUGCAUCAAGCAAUAUCUGAAUACUGCCAUUGAGAUCAACCCGGCAUGCCCGGUAUGCCACUUACCACUCACCAUUGACUUGGAAGCUUCUGCUCUGGAGUUGGAAGAAAACGCCAAGCCGCGACAGGGGAUACUUGGACGUCUUGACCUAAAUCAGUGGCGGUCCUCGUCUAAGAUUGAGGCACUCGUUGAAGAGCUCAGCAAUCUUCGCAAGCAGGAUGCGACUACGAAGAGCAUCGUCUUCAGUCAAUUUGUCAAUUUCCUCGACUUGGUUGCGUACAGGUUACAGAAGGCUGGCUUCAAUAUUUGUCGUCUCGAGGGUACCAUGAGCCCUCAGGCUCGUGAUGCUACGAUACAAUACUUCAUGAACAAUGUGCAUGUUACGGUUUUUCUCGUUAGUUUGAAGGCUGGCGGUGUUGCACUGAAUCUGACAGAGGCAUCGCGUGUCUUCCUGAUGGACAGCUGGUGGAACCCCGCGGUUGAGUAUCAGGCAAUGGACCGUAUUCAUAGGCUGGGCCAGCAUAGGCCUGUGCAAGUAGUCAAGCUUGUUGUGGAAGACAGCAUUGAAAGUCGUAUCGUUCAGCUGCAGGAAAAGAAAUCAGCCAUGAUCGAUGCAACGUUGUCGACGGAUGAUUCGGCUAUGGGAAGAUUGACACCUGAGGAUCUUGGUUUCUUGUUCAGAUUGUAAUCCCUUUCUGCGGGUAAUUCGAUGUCCGCAUAGUUGUCUAGUGUCAGUCUCUAUCCGAGGCGCAUAUCACUGGAACGCGGUGAUGAGACGCUAGUGUACAUUAUGCUGCGUGUUGAUUUACAGGUACACUGAUUUAGGGAUAUCCUGUUAAAUAUAGACAAAUGCUCUCAGAAAAUGCCUGGGAGCAGCCUGUAGCGCGUUCGCGCUGCCCAAUCAGACCAUUGCCUGCCAAACUCGUUUCUUAGGACAUGAUCCUCAAUCUUUGUUCUGGACACAAUCCCGAACGGAAUGAUCAUCAGAAUCCCGAGCCAAAAGAAGCUCAGCAAUGUCCCUC
Laetiporus sulphureus 93-53 is the source of this 3330-nucleotide messenger RNA. RefSeq lists its product as uncharacterized. Bases 48 to 2996 code for a protein of 982 amino acids. The record is from RefSeq and is a predicted model, not a curated record. Gene Ontology annotation, molecular function: ATP binding; ATP-dependent chromatin remodeler activity; metal ion binding. The transcript is spliced from 23 exons. NCBI's taxonomy places the organism in Eukaryota, Fungi, Basidiomycota, Agaricomycetes, Polyporales, Laetiporaceae.